This is a messenger RNA of Exophiala oligosperma, 1509 nucleotides long. RefSeq lists its product as uncharacterized. The record is from RefSeq and is a predicted model, not a curated record. NCBI's taxonomy places the organism in Eukaryota, Fungi, Ascomycota, Eurotiomycetes, Chaetothyriales, Herpotrichiellaceae. Gene Ontology annotation, cellular component: membrane. Gene Ontology annotation, biological process: carbohydrate transport; transmembrane transport. The transcript is spliced from 6 exons. The coding region runs from base 1 to 1509 and encodes 502 amino acids. Gene Ontology annotation, molecular function: carbohydrate:proton symporter activity.
AUGGCUUCUCGAAUGGGAACAAUCAAGGCUUACUUCCUGGUGGCUGUUUGUUGCACGGGUUCAUUCUUGUUCGCCUAUGAUACAGGUAUCAUUGGUGGCGUCCUAACCCUCCAAUCGUUCCAAGACGAUUUUCGCUACAGCAACAAGGAAAAGACCAAUGUCAACUCGAAUUCGAACAGUCUGCUACAAGCUGGUGCGUUCUUCGCGUGUUUCUUCACCUGGCCCUUUACUGCACGCUUCGGUCGACGGUGGUCUCUCGCUUUGGCGUCAGCCAUCUUCUGCGUUGGAGCGAUCAUACAAGUCCAGAAUACACACCACAUUGGUGCAUUUUACGCUGCUCGAGUCGUUUCCGGCAUUGGCGUUGGUAUGGCAACAGUUAUGAUUCCAAUGUUCAGCGCAGAGAUGGCACCUAAGAAUCUUCGUGGGCCUCUCGGGAGCAUGUUCCAAUUCUUUUUCACUCUUGGAGUCAUGACGAGUUACUGGGUCAAUUACGCCGUGUCAACGAAAGUGAGCCCUGGAACCCGUCAAUGGCAGAUUCCUAUCGGCCUGCAACUUGUUCCUGGCGGCCUCCUCGGCCUUGGAAUGUUGAUUCUCCCCGAGAGUACCCGGUGGCUGGCAAAACGUGGCAGGCGCGAAGAGGCGAUGAAGUCCCUGAUCUGGAUUCGUGGAGGCGACAGCGAGGAAGUCCAAGCUGAAAUGACGGAGAUCCUCGCUGGGAUCGAUGCUGAAACACAUGCCAGAGAAGGACUCACCUGGAGAGAGAUGCUGGCUGCAAGCAAUCGCUCGCGAGUCCUGACCGUGAUAACCCUGCAGAUUGGGGUGCAGCUCACCGGUAACACCUCCCUGGCAUACUACGCUCCUCAGGUAUUCCAGACCGUCGGCGCAGGCAACUCGAAGCUUCUGAUUAGCGGAUUCUUUGGUGUCAUCAAGGUUGUGUCAUGUUUGCUCUUCCUCGCUUUCUUGGUGGAGCGAAUCGGUCGGAGAAAGGCUUUGAUGGGUGGUGCCUUUGCUAUGGGCGCUUUGAUGCUGAUUGUUGCGUGUCUCACCGCGACGCAUCCACCGAAGAAGAACCAGACACAUGUGUCGGCUGCAGGCGCGGCUGCUAUCACGAUGAUAUAUCUUGAAGCAGCCGCAUACAACAUGUCAUUCGGUCCAGUUUCGUGGCUGUACACGAGUGAGAUUUUCUCGAACCGUACCCGUGAAAUGGGUAUCGCCAUCGGCACUGCGACGCAAUGGCUGUUCAAUUUUGUCUUUUCUCAGGCCACUCCACACGCCGUCGACAAUCUUGGAUGGAAGACCUUCUUGAUGUUUGCCAUUUUCAACUUUGCCUUGGUCGUUUAUUCUUGGUUCGUUAUCAAAGAGACGACUGGAAAAUCUCUCGAGGAAAUGGAAACCGUCUUUGGUUCGGAGCAGACCAAGAUUCGUGCCGAGAAUCUAGAAGCUGCGCAACACCAGCUCCAAGAAAAGGCCAUCAACUCCACCACACACGUGGAAGCGAAGGAGACGUAG